Molecule: messenger RNA, 933 nt
Organism: Zingiber officinale
Lineage: Eukaryota; Viridiplantae; Streptophyta; Magnoliopsida; Zingiberales; Zingiberaceae
Product: disease resistance RPP8-like protein 3
Exons: 4
Coding region: 1-933 (310 amino acids)
Source: RefSeq, a predicted model, not a curated record
AUGCGGACAAAGAACCAACAUGCUCGAAGAUUUGAACUAGAAGAAGACAUUGUCGGUUUUGAUGAAGAUACGAAAUACAUCAAAAGGCAAGUGUUCGACAUUAGUUUAACAGCUCGCGUUGCCCUUUCGGUUGUUGGUACCGGUGGUUUGGACAAGGAGAAGACCAAAUCCUCACAAUAUCUCAGUGUCACUGAAAAUGUCAACGACCAUAUCUCAUUGAACUGUUCUACCACUAAACUACGGUCACUUGUAAUUUAUCCGAAUGAAGGUUUUCAGAGAACGCCGGCAGUUACCACCCCUGGAGCGAAGUUCCUCAGGGUCUUGGAUUUGCAAAAACUACCCUUUGAGCACUUACCAAAGGAAAUUGGGGACUUGCAUCCUGUUAAGGUAUCUAAAUUUGGAACGAUCAAAAUUGAAGGAGCUACCUUCAUCUAUUGGGAACCUCAUCCACUUGCAGACUCUCAAUAUACACGGCCUGCAAGGAUUCACAUAGAGGAAGAAAAUUCCAGGAUGUUUUCCAACCUGAUCUCUCUCUUUAUUAGUGAAACAAGGUUGGAAAAGGAUGAAGAUAUUGCAAUGCUCGCAUCUCUCGCAGACCUUCAGAUUCUUCGAUUGCGUUCUGAUGCAUUUGUAGGAAGAGUUUUGGUGUUUCCAAAGGGAGGUUUUCCUCGUCUCCAAGAGAUCGAACUGUAUAGAUUGAGCACCUUGGAGCAGUGGGAAGUGGGAGACGGAGCAAUGCCUUUCCUUCGGGAACUAAGACUGUGGAACUGCAUAAAUAUGAGAAUGCUAUUGCUACCAGAGGGACUUGUAAGAUUGACUGAGCUCAAUCAAAUUGGCAUAAGAGGAAUGAAAAUGAUAGCGAGAAGGGUUGACAAGGAAUCUGGAGAAGAUUAUCACAAGAUCAAGCAUAUUCCUUGCAUUGAAAUAAAUUGA